Molecule: messenger RNA, 1108 nt
Organism: Larimichthys crocea (large yellow croaker)
Lineage: Eukaryota; Metazoa; Chordata; Actinopteri; Sciaenidae
Product: ninjurin-1
Exons: 5
Coding region: 176-697 (173 amino acids)
Biological process (GO): cell adhesion; tissue regeneration
Cellular component (GO): membrane
Source: RefSeq, a predicted model, not a curated record
UGUCCGGCAGCGCAGGCGGGAAACUCCGAGCAGAGCCCCGCGGAGGGUGAAGGAGGCCGCCAUGUUGUGUGGGGAAGAAGCAGCAGCUGCCCCGGAAAUAAACGGCCAACAACUUCCGCAGUGAGCUCAGAGAUCACACCCGAGCACAAAGAGAAGAAGAACACAGAGGGGAAUUAUGGACAGAGAUCGCAGACUGCACACAGGAGAGGACAUAGCUCUAAAUAAAGCCGGCACAGACAUAGAGGCACUGACCCCCUCUGGAAAAGUGCAUCGCCCCAUCAACAUAAAUCACUAUGCCACCAAGAAAAGUGCAGCUCAGAGUAUGCUGGACGUCGCCUUGCUGAUGGCCAACUCGUCGCAGCUGAAGACCGUUCUCUUCGUGGGGCCUCAUUAUCGUUUCUACAUCCCCCUCAUUGUCCUGCUGUCUGUGUCCAUCGCGUUACAGGUCAUAGUGGGACUGCUGCUCGUCUUUAUUGCAGUGAAGUAUGAUCUGAACGAUGUGAGGAAACAUCGCAAGUUGAACACAAUGAACAAUGUAGCGACAGUCUUCGUCUUCUUCACCGUGCUCGUCAACAUCUUCAUCACAGCGCUUGGAUUUGAGGGACAUAUCAGGACGGUACAGUCACCUGUGAUAGCAAUACCAGAGCCUAAGCUUUCCCCUCUACCCCUCGACCUCAACAUAACUGGAGGCAUUUAGGUCUUUGCACCACAGAGACAUUUCUUUUAAAUGUAAAGGGAUCACGUUAGUGAGUUAAGGGACCACAUCUAUCACAUUAGUGCUGAGGAGUUUGUGUGGAACCAGGCUGAGAGCAACAUAAGCUGAGGAACACUAAAUAAAACCAUCGACCCACAACCUCAACUCAGGAUCAGCGUUCAACUGGAUCAGCUCGACUAAUGAUUGACAACCAACAACCCACUUUGAAUACAUCACCACUGCCUCGAGGACAAAUACCUGCAGACUACUGUUACCUACUGUACAGAAUGUCAAACUAUUUAAAGCUUCCAUCGUGUAAAUAUAAGUGUUUUGUAUUGUUUCCGUUGUCAAAUGUUAGACUGGUGUUAUUACAUGCAUUUAUACUUUUGUAACUGAAUAAAUCAAUUACUGAUA